Staurois parvus is the source of this 474-nucleotide messenger RNA. NCBI's taxonomy places the organism in Eukaryota, Metazoa, Chordata, Amphibia, Anura, Ranidae. The record is from the annotation of a GenBank genome assembly.
AUGGGCCCCUGUACCGCCUCCUCAUGCUGCUGCCAGGCCCGUAAUCUGCCAUGGGCCCCCGUACCAACUCCUCAUGCUGCUGCCAGGCCCGUAAUCUGUCAUGGGCCCCUGUACCGCCUCCUCAUGCUGCUGCCAGGUCCAGAGUGUGUCAUGGGUCCCUGUACCGCCUCCCAUUGCUGCUGUCUCCAUCGCCACACUCUGCCAUGUGCCACUUUCAGGUCUCCUCACACUGCUGGUGGGUUCCAUUUUGUCAUAGGGUGCUGUAUGGCCUCCCAUUGCUGCUGCCUCCACCGCCACACUGUGGCUCCACACUCUGGUUUUGGCCCCGUGACUGCCCAAAUGAGUGAAGUGUGCGGUGAUUCUAAGAUCGACGGCACUCAUCUGCAUGUCAUACUGACUGACAGUAUUAUUUCUCUUCCCCAGCAGACUCCAAGGGCAUUUAAAUUAAAGGUACAGUGUUCUGCACUAAUAUAA